AGAGAGAGAGAGAGAGAGUUAGCUAGGCUCAACUCGGACUAAUUGGCGUUGUAUUCGCAGCUCAGUAAGAGCUUUUAAUUCUUCGCAACGCAAGUAAAAGUGACAUUGUGCAGCAGACAUGCAGCGAGGAGGUGGAAGUCGUGGUGGGGGUGUGUACAACCGGUUUGUACCAGCUAGCCGUGGCAGAGACAAGAAAUCUCUGUACAGCAAUGCUAUCAUGGGCUUUGAUGAACAGGACUUGGAGAAGAUCAAGAAGAGACAUAGAACAGAGCAAGAGUAUUUUGAUGCAGACAGUGAUGAAGAGACGGGUGGCCCUGCUGCUCCAAAGAAAGUGGAUACAUUUGGAGAUAGAUACAGAAACCUGUACUAUGAAGAUAAAGCCCCGCCCAAGAAAGAGGAGAGCAGUGAAGACGAUGAGGACCCUCUGGAUGCCUUCAUGGCGGGGAUUAAGGUUGAAUUAACCAAGGAAGAGAAAGAUGCGGAGGCAAAGAAGAGCAAGAAAGCACAGAAGGCAACCAGAAACGACAUUGAAGAACUAGAUGAAAUGGAAGCAUAUAUGAAGUACAUGGAGGACAACCCUGAGGCAGGUCUGAACACUCUCCCUAUCAAUGAUGAAGAUGAACCUAUCGACUAUGACGCUGACGGCAAUCCCAUAGUUCCAGAGAGGUCAAAGAUCAUCGACCCACUGCCUCCAGUAGACCACUCUAUGGUUGACUAUGAGCCUUUCAACAAGAAUUUCUACAAUGAGCAUGAGUCCAUCCAAACACUCAACUACUCGGUUGUGUUGGAUCUACGCCAGAAACUCAAUAUCAAGGUGUCUGGAGCUGAUCCUCCUAAGCCAGUAACAAGUUUUGCUCACUUUGGAUUUGAUGAGCAGCUAAUGCACUGCAUCAGGAAAUCAGAUUUCUCUAGCCCUACCCCAAUCCAGGCACAGGGCGUUCCCAUUGCCAUGUGUGGUCGUGAUGUGAUCGGUAUUGCUAAGACAGGCAGUGGGAAGACGGCUGCUUUCGUGUGGCCUAUGCUCGUACACAUCAUGGACCAGAGAGCAAUCAAAAAAGGUGAUGGACCUAUAGGACUUAUCUGUGCCCCUACCAGAGAACUUGCACAACAGAUUUAUAUGGAGGUGAAGAAGUUUGGGAAGGCGUACAACAUCCAUGUUGUGUGUGCGUAUGGAGGCGGUAACAUGCAUGAACAACAGAGGGCAUGUGAGGAGGGGCCAGAGGUCAUCGUCGCUACACCUGGUCGUUUGAUUGACCUGGUAAAGAAGAAAGCAACCAACCUGCGCAGAGUAUCCUAUCUCAUAUUCGACGAGGCUGAUAGGAUGUUUGAUAUGGGCUUUGAGCCUCAAGUGCGGUCAAUAGCUGACCACGUGAGACCAGACCGACAGACUCUUCUGUUCAGUGCUACGUUUAGGAAGAAGGUAGAACGCCUUGCUAGAGACAUCCUGACAGACCCUAUCAGAGUUAUACAGGGAGACAUUGGAGAGGCCAACCAAGAUGUAACUCAAGUUGUAGAAAUCUUCAGCGAUCAGACAAGGAAGUUCCCCUGGCUCCUUGCCCGGCUUGUCCGCUUCACCACAGAGGGCAGUGUUCUUAUCUUUGUCACAAAGAAAAUCAAUGCAGAAGAGCUGGCUACAAGCCUUAAAAGAAAAGAUUUUGAUGUUGGUUUACUUCACGGAGACAUGAAUCAGCUUGAAAGAAAUUCAGUCAUCACGGCUUUCAAGAGGAGAGCCAUCCCAAUCCUAGUAGCAACAGAUGUAGCAGCGAGAGGUCUAGAUAUCCCGUCAAUCAAGAAUGUGGUCAACUAUGAUGUGGCCAGAGACAUUGAUACUCAUACUCAUAGGAUAGGAAGAACAGGACGUGCAGGCGAGAAGGGAACAGCAUACACACUCAUCCUAAAGAAAGACAAUCAGUUUGCUGGUGACCUUGUGCGGAACUUAGAGGGCGCUGAUCAAGCAGUACCCAAAUCACUGUUAGACCUUGCAAUGCAGAAUCAAUACUUCAAGAAGUCUCGAUACCGGGCUGGCAAGGGAAAGCGCCUUAACAUCGGAGGUGGUGGACUCGGUUACCGUGAGCGACCAUCAUUCAGAUCAGGAGGGGGAGGAGGAGCAGGAGGAGGUGGAGGAGGAGGAGGAGGGGGUGCUGGUGGGUCAUCCAUGGAAUUUCUUGGUUCUGGAGAUGGAGAUGAAGAGAAUAGAGGCGUAGGAAGCCUCUAUACCAACAGACUAAAUGCCAUGAAGAGUGCUUUCUCUAAUCAGUUCAAGUCUCAUUUUGUGGCUUCCACUUCCUCUCCGUCCACGUCCAACAUGUCCUUCCGUACACCGACCCAGUUUGAAUCUGGUAACAACAAAGCAGUAGGGGGGAGACCCUCCUCCCAGCAUCAGCCUCCCCCUCCCCAGCAGGUCAGACACCAGCCCCUCCCCGCCCCUGCAUCCCACCUGGGUGGGGGAGGAUACAUCAGUAGCAGUCAAGUCAGCAGUAGCACCGGUGGACUAUACUCUGCCAUGGCUCCUAUGGUCAGAUCCUACAUACCAUCGCAACAAGCCGCCUCAACCUCCUCCUCAUCAUCAGCUAUGCCGCCAUCAUCGGCAAUGUCGCCAUCAUCAUCACAGGGCGGUGAGGGGUCAGGUCACGAUAGAGGUCACGAGAGAGGGGCGAGUGUCAGCUUCGGCCACGUCCGUAGAUCCAACGUGGGCCGUGAUCGCAGCUCGGGAGGGGGUCACGGCGAACGUGAUCGCAGCUCCGGAGGGAGUCAUGGGGAACGACGGCGCAGCAGCAGCGGUGGACGGGAUCAUCACGAUGAUGAUAGAACGGAUAGAGGUCACAAGGUAGACGGGUCGGAGGUCAGAGGUGAAGAGGAUGGGGAUGUUCCAGACCCGGAUGAGAGCACGCCGGAGGAAGAGAACCAUGGCUGGACUUUGAGAGGGGUCAAUUUUGGAGUCGGGAGUGGUACUAGUGGGUUACAUGGUAGUGCGGUCAGCAGUAGCAGUAUCAGUAGUAGCUCUACUGGUGGAAGCUCAGCUGAACAACCAAAGCCGAAACGUAAGAGUCGUUGGGAUACGUAAGGAUAAGAUGUAGUGUGGACUUAGUUCACCUUCUAUCUGUAAUAUGUACAUGUAUUCUUUCUUAUUGUACAAUGCUGAGUUAAAUUAUGGCACUGGUUUAUUAAAAUGGGUUGCAUGUAGGAUUGAAAC
Messenger RNA from Strongylocentrotus purpuratus (purple sea urchin), 3193 nucleotides. RefSeq names its product ATP-dependent RNA helicase DDX42. Bases 119 to 3064 code for a protein of 981 amino acids. Gene Ontology annotation, molecular function: RNA helicase activity; ATP binding; RNA binding. Lineage: Eukaryota; Metazoa; Echinodermata; Echinoidea; Camarodonta; Strongylocentrotidae. The record is from RefSeq and is a predicted model, not a curated record. The transcript has 20 exons.